This is a messenger RNA of Didymodactylos carnosus, 1029 nucleotides long. Lineage: Eukaryota; Metazoa; Rotifera; Eurotatoria; Philodinida; Philodinidae. The record is from the annotation of a GenBank genome assembly.
AUGAAUCAAAAACAAAAUUUCAAUGGAUUAUCAAAUUCUGCGCAAGCAGUAGUAUCACCAGCCGAAGCUAUUUUUAUGUUUAAUCGCGAUGUAGCAUCAAAUCAAUUACAAACAUUUCGUUCAAAUAAUGAACCAGUUCUAAUGACAAGUUUAACAGGUUGCCCUGUUGGUGAUAAAGUUUACGCAUUAUCAGCUGGUUCACGUGGACCAUUAUUGUUAAACGAUUUAACAUUACUGGAUGAAUUAGGACAAUUUAAUGAAGAAAAUAUUUCAGAACGUGUUACAUAUGCAAAAGGAUGUGGAGCAUUUGGUUUCUUUGAAUGUACGACAGAUAUUGGAAGUCAGUUUAGUCGUGCACGAUUUCUUGAUCAACGAAAUAAACAGACACCGAUUGCUAUUCGAUUUUCACGUUUAAGAAGUGAAUUAGGUAGUGCCGAUACACUACGUGAUAUAAGAGGAAUGUCAAUUAAAUUUUAUACUGAUUGUGGUAAUUUUGAUUUAAUAUGUAAUCAUUUACCAGUUUUUUACAUUCGUGAUCCAUUAUUAUAUCCAUCGUUAAUUCACUCACAAAAACGAAAUCCUGUUACAAAUUUAUUUGAUCAUGAUGCUUAUUGGGACUUUUUAACAUUGAGACCAGAGAGUACACAUUGUUUAAUGUUACUAUACACUACUCGUGGAAUUACAAAUGGUUACCGUUAUAUGAACACUUAUUCUGUCAAUACUUAUAAAUUUGUUAACCGAGAAAAUGAAAUAUCAUACGUCAGAUUUCAUGUUAAAUCUAACCAAGGCAUAAGUACAAUUGAUCCAACAAAAUCAUUAGUAUUGGCUGGUAUUGAUAGUGAUUAUGCCUCAAGAGAUCUAUACAAUACAAUAUGUUUAAAUAAAGAUUUACCAACAUGGACGCUAUGCAUACAACAAAUGAAUGAACAAGAAGUGAAAAAUUUAUCCUACGAUCCAUUUGAUACAACAAAAGUUUGGUCUAAAACAUAUUUUCCAUUAAUAUCAUUAGGUAUAGCGAAAAAUACGUAA